AGGAGGAGGUGGGUGAAGAAAUGAGAUGAACUAUGGGGGCAUUUUUUAAACACGCCAGCUAUUGCGUGACGUCAUGUGGGUACAAUCUCCUUGAACUAAUUUCGCCAUGAUGAUGGUCGUUAUGCUAAAAGUGGGACACGUGGGAUAGUGAUGAAAAUAUAUCUGUCACUGUGGGACUCCACUGUAUGCAAGAUUUUAUUCAUUUAAAAUCUAGAUCGUUGUACAAAGACAGGGAUUAACAUCUAAUUACUCGCAGUGAAAUGCGACGCAGCUGAAAGCAUGGUGUUAUUAUGAUGAAAUUUUGAUAAUAUUUUGGAAGUAUUGAAAGAAUUGUUAAAAGCCAAAAAGAUGAUAUUUAAAAUGAAAUAGUAAAAGCAGCCCUUCUGGCAAGUUUUCAAGGAGAUUUAAAAUCUGGUCUUGAUUUUGGAAUUGGCUUUGAGAUGGUGCCGAGUGUGAUCACGCCGCUAGCACCUUCCUAGCACUGCACAUGUAAGUGAUACCAAAUUUGAUCACACCCCUAGCGCUGCACAUGUAUGUGAUACCAAAUUUGAUCACACCCCUAGCACUGCACAUGUAUGUGGUGCCAAAUUUGAUCACACCCCUAGCACUGCACAUGUAUGUGGUGCCAAAUUUGAUCACACCCAUAGCACUGCACAUGUAUGUGGUGCCAAAUUUGAUCACACCCCUAGCGCUGCACAUGCAUGUGGUACAAAAUUUGAUCACACCCCUAGCACUGCACAUGUAUGUGGUGCCAAAUUUGAUCACACCCCUAGCACUGCACAUGUAUGUGGUGCAAAAUUUGAUCACACCCCUAGUGCUGCACAUGUAUGUGGUGCCAAAUUUGAUCACACCCCUAGUGCUGCACAUAUAUGUGGUGCCAAAUUUGAUCAAACCCCUAGCACUGCGUCAAGGGUAUGAGAAUCACUGUUGUGAUAUGAGAGUCACUUUUGUUAUGUUUGGUUGGUAUGUAAAAGAUGUUUAGUGUAGAGAUUAUGUGUGUGGCUGUGUCUUUUGUGUGAGAUAUUUGUGAUGUGUUUGGGCAGGGGAAAAUGAAGCGUUAGUUUAGUUGCUGGUAUGGUGGAUAGAUGGCCGUUGUAUGAUAUUCACGGCAUAGCUUGUUUUGUGUGUUGAGAAUUUCGGCUUGAUGAAUCGUUAAAGGAGAACGUAGAUUUGUUAAAGAAUUGGAUUGUUAGUACGGUAUACAUUACUCCGUCAGGUUUUGACGAUGUAUAUAAUAAAC
Molecule: messenger RNA, 1240 nt
Organism: Lymnaea stagnalis (great pond snail)
Lineage: Eukaryota; Metazoa; Mollusca; Gastropoda; Lymnaeidae
Source: the annotation of a GenBank genome assembly